Messenger RNA from Capsicum annuum, 2318 nucleotides. Its product is annotated as polyadenylate-binding protein 7. Lineage: Eukaryota; Viridiplantae; Streptophyta; Magnoliopsida; Solanales; Solanaceae. The transcript has 10 exons. The record is from RefSeq and is a predicted model, not a curated record. Gene Ontology annotation, cellular component: ribonucleoprotein complex; cytoplasmic stress granule; cytosol. Bases 204 to 2084 code for a protein of 626 amino acids. Gene Ontology annotation, molecular function: poly(U) RNA binding; poly(A) binding; mRNA 3'-UTR binding.
CAAAUAAGAGUAGUAAAAUUUCAUCCAAAUAUUUAAAAAAAAAAAAAAAAAAACCUGAAAUCUUCAGAGUAUAUAACGCAGUACGAAUUUCCGGCCCACUCAUUCACUCUCUACUAACAGAAUUGGCAACACCGCACUUUCUCUCUCUAGAAAUUUUCAGUUGCUUUCAGCUCCCAUUUUCCGACUCUGUUGAGCUCCGAUCAAUGGCGGCGGCGGCGUCGCUGUACGUCGGCGACCUUCACGACUCCGUUACCGACGGACAACUCUACGAUGCAUUCUCCGAGUUCAAAAGCCUUGCUUCUGUUCACGUUUGUCGUGAUUCUUCUACUCGUCGUUCUCUCUGUUAUGGUUACGUUAACUUCCUUUCUCCUCAAGACGCUGUGCGCGCUAUUAAGGUGAAAAAUCAUUCGACUCUCAAUGGAAAAGUUAUAAGGGUUAGUUGGUCUCGUCGUGAUCCUGAUGUGAGAAGAAGUGGAACAGGAAAUGUGUUCAUCAAGAAUCUAAAUGAUACAAUUGACAGCGCAAAGCUUGAAGAAAUAUUCCAGAAGUUUGGAAAUAUCUUGUCCUGUAAAGUUGCCGUUUCUGAGGAUGGAAGGAGUAAAGGAUAUGGCUUUGUCCAGUUUGAGACUGAGAACUGUGCAAAUGCUGCUAUUGAGGAGCUCAAUGGAUCUGUAGUCGGAGGAAAGGAGAUGUAUGUAGGUAAGUUCGUGAAAAAGAGUGAUCGGAUUCUGCCCAACCCUGAUGAGAUAUAUACAAAUUUGUUCAUCAAGAACUUGGAUGUUGACAUCUCAGAAGAGCAUCUUAGAGAGAAGUGCUCUGAAUUCGGGAAAAUUAUUAGCUUGGUCAUUGCAAAAGAUGAGAAUGGAGGUUCGAAAGGUUUUGGUUAUGUGAAUUUUGAGAAUCCAGAUGAUGCUAGGAGAGCAGUGGAAGCUAUGAAUGGAUCAAAACUUGGCUGCAAAAUAUUGUAUGUAGCAAAAGCACAAAAGAAAACAGAGCGUGAACAGAUAUUGAGGCGUUUGUUUGAGGAGAGAAGGAAGGCGCAAAUUUUUAAGUACCAGGGUUUAAACGUGUACGUCAAAAAUAUUGAUGGUGAUAUCACGGAUCAUGAGUUGCGUGAAUUGUUCAGUCAAUGUGGCAAAAUCACUUCUGCAAAACUUAUGCUAGAUGAGAAAGGAGUAAGGGCGGGCUUUGGAUUUGUAUGUUUUUCCACACCAGAGGAGGCCAAUAAAGCAGUGAAUACUUUUCAUGGAUUUAUGUUUGGCCAAAAGCCAUUGUAUGUGGCAAUUGCUCAAAGGAAAGAGGAAAGGCAAGCUCAAUUACAGCUUAAGCAUGCACAAGGAAUUGCAGGACCCGCUGGAGCUUCAGCUUUUUUCUCUGGUGGAUAUCCCCCUGUUUACUACCGAGUCCUUAGUGAUCUACAAAUACCUGCACGACCUGUGCUGUUGGAUCAGCCUCUGUGUAUGGGUCAUAAUUGGAUGGUUAAUGGAUUCACUAACUCUAUCAGACCUCGUUAUCAAAUGUCCCUGGUUCCUGAUGCUUCACAAUAUAGGCACAAUAGGGGAAAGAAAAAGGGACAUAUGCCAGUUCCAGAUGUGCCUCACUGGCAGCAAUCAGCCCAACCAGUGGUGUCAUCAAAACACUAUAGCAAUCCCCAGGAAGCUUGGCAGGUCAAAUAUGCACCUCGUGGUGGUUUACAUGGUACGAACAAAGGAUUUGUUUCCUCUGCUGGCAACAGUACAGUAGGAUCAUUCUCUGAUGUUUCAGACAGUCUGAGAACCAAACUUGCUGCUGCUCCUCCUAAGCAGCAGAAACAGAUCAUCGGAGAGCACCUUUAUCCUCUAGUUCGACAACAUAAGCCCAUUCUUGCUUCAAAGCUUACGGGAAUGCUCUUGGAAAUGGACAACUCAGAACUUUUAUCAUUGUUUAAGUCACCAGAAUCUCUGGCAGCUAUGGUGCAAAAAGCAGUUGAGGCUCUCAAGCUCUCCACAACUGGAGCUUCUUCCAGUCAAGAUUCACGUCUUCCAAAUUCUCUCCCUGCUGAAGUUGCAGUCAAAACAGUAGGAAAUAGAGCUAGCAAGUGUUAGUAUGGUGGCUACUUGUAACAUGCUUUUGUGUCCAUUACUUCUCCAGGCAUUCAAUUCUCAUAUGAGAAGAUAGAAACAAGAUUGUUGGAGUUAACGAUACUGCUUUAUACCCUCAUUGAACAGGAUACUCUGUUUGUGAUAGACUACUCAGUACUCGGUCCUCAUCAAUGACUUUAAUCACAAAAACUUAGAUGGGUUUGUUGACAAUAUGUUAUAGGCCCCCAUUUCUUAUCA